GGGGGUCGGGAGGGGCGACUCGGUCGAUCCCGGGACGACGAGGCCGACUAGCCCCUAGCUGGCCGGCGUGGGACCGAUGGAGGAGCAGGACGGGGCCGGGGCCUGGAGCAGCGGCGAGGACGGGAACGGUUCCGGGCCGAGCGUCCCGGGCCGCUGGCUGUAUAACGGGACCGGGGAGGGCCCACCGCCGCUGCUCACGGACGCCUGGCUCGUCCCUCUCUUCUACGCGCUGGUCAUGGCUCUGGGGCUACUGGGCAACGCGCUGCUCCUCUUCGUGUUGAGCCGGCGGCGGGGCGUGCGCACGGCCACGCAUUGCUACCUCGCCAACUUGGCCAUCACGGACGUGGUGUUCCUGCUCUGCUGCGUGCCUUUCACCGCCACCCUCUACCCGCUGCCCGGAUGGGUUUUCGGGGAGUUUAUGUGCAAGUUUGUCAACUACGUGCAGCAGGUGACGGUCCAGGCCACCUGCCUGACACUGACAGCUAUGAGCGUCGACCGCUGCUAUGCCACGCUGUUCCCCCUGCGCUCGCUGCGCCAUCGCACGGCCCACAGUGCCAUGGCCAUCAGCACCGCCAUAUGGCUGGGCUCCUUGGCCCUGGCAGUGCCAGCAGCGUUGCCCCCGAGGCUAGAACUCGGCUACUGGUAUGGGCUUCGCAUUUACUGCACCGAGGCCUUUGCCAGCCAGUCUGGGGCCCGGGCCCUGGGACUCUACACCUUCCUGGUCGCCUACCUGCUGCCCUUGGCCACCAUUGUCCUGUGUGCCGCCUGUGUCCUGCACCGCUUGCGCCGGCCUGCUGUGGGGCCCCUGGAGGCUGGGCAUCAGGCCCCUCCGGGCCCCCCUCCUUCACGGGCCCGGGUGUCGCGGAUGGUGGUGGCCGUAGUGGUGGUGUUUGCCGUCUGCUGGGGGCCCAUCCAGCUGUUCCUGCUACUCCAGGGCCUGGCCCCCCCUGCCCGCCCCUCCUACACCACUUACAAGCUCAAGACCUGGGCCAACUGCAUGAGCUAUGCCAACUCAGCCCUCAACCCCCUUGUCUAUGCCUUCCUGGGUCACAACUUCCGCAAGUCCUUCCACAAAGCCAUUCCCUUGCUCUCCCGGCCUCCGGCCCCCGGGGCCCUGCCCCCAACGAGGGGCCUAGUCCCUCUUGCCUGAGAGAGAAGGGCCCCUGGCCCUGGGGUGAUGGGUUCUGAAUCACAGGGCAGAGGGGCAGAGUCUGGGAGAAGUCUGGAGACCCCGAACAGAAGCCCCCACUGCCAUCAGACAAAUCUGGUGUGGGGUGGGGAGACCUGACCCUCAUCACCCACAGUUCACCCCUGACCUCUAAUCCCUUCUAACAGGGAACAAGUGUAACUGAUGGCUGAGGAGGUAGGGGUGGAGGGGCUAGGGGGCCAGGAGAGGCUGUCUGGGUGGGUGUGGCUAAUUUAGAAGUGUGCAGUUCUGAGUCUGUGUGUGUGUGUGCGUGCGUGCGUCUGAGAAGGAUGGAUAUUUGUAUGUAUGUGUGUGUGAGAGGAGGAUGGCUAUGUGUAUGUGUGUGUGUGACUGUGCGUAUGCCUGAGCGUGGGUGGUAUUCGCGUGUGACCAGGACUGCAUUUGAAGGGGUUGACUGUCUCCCCCCUUCACAACUAAAUCCCCCAGUCAGAUGUGUGCACGUGACUCCAGCGGUCUGUCCCAUUAUGACACAUCUGUUUCCUCUCGGCUAUCUGUCUGUGGGACUGCAGCCGGAAACCUCAAAGAUGAGAGGACCCCACCCUGGCCUCCCUCACGGUGGAGGGAGGGAUGGGGCUUGGAGGACCCAGUAUUUCUGCCUCCAGGCACCUCUUCCUCCUAGUCAGGGAGACCAGAUGCCCUGGAAUGUAGAGGCCUGGCAUGCCCCUCCCUCCACUCCCGGGCCCCCCCCGCCUCUCCCUCCCCCUCUAAAUAUAUACACUUUGCGUGGUUUUCAAGUAGGAAGAAAUGUGGUUUUCCGGAUGCAAUGGCAGUGGCCACACUUCUUGGCUUCUUAUUCCCAAUAAAAGUUUGAAGAGUUCA
Ornithorhynchus anatinus (platypus) is the source of this 2026-nucleotide messenger RNA. Its product is annotated as G-protein coupled receptor 54-like. The transcript has 5 exons. Gene Ontology annotation, cellular component: membrane. Gene Ontology annotation, molecular function: G protein-coupled peptide receptor activity. Gene Ontology annotation, biological process: neuropeptide signaling pathway. Lineage: Eukaryota; Metazoa; Chordata; Mammalia; Monotremata; Ornithorhynchidae. The coding region runs from base 77 to 1150 and encodes 357 amino acids. The record is from RefSeq and is a predicted model, not a curated record.